Molecule: messenger RNA, 1008 nt
Organism: Acaulospora colombiana
Lineage: Eukaryota; Fungi; Glomeromycota; Glomeromycetes; Diversisporales; Acaulosporaceae
Source: the annotation of a GenBank genome assembly
CCCGUUUGUAUGCCAAUGUUAAUCACAACAUGCCUCGAGAGUACUGGGAUUAUGACAAUUUACAAGUUCAGUGGGGGUAACGUGAAGAUACAAGACAAUUAUGAAAUAGUGCGCAAAAUCGGUCGUGGGAAAUAUUCCGAGGUGUUUGAGGGAGUCAACAUCGUGAAUAAUGAAAAAUGUGUCAUCAAAGUUCUUAAACCUGUAAAGAAGAAGAAGAUCAAGCGUGAAAUAAAAAUUUUGCAAAACUUAGCUGGAGGUCCAAAUAUCAUCUCGCUUUUGGAUGUUGUGAGGGAUCCUCAGUCGAAGACGCCAUCUCUUAUUUUCGAGAAUGUAAACAACACUGAUUUCAAAGUGUUGUAUCCAAAGUUUUCCGAUUACGACGUUCGCUACUAUAUCUUUGAGCUUUUGAAGGCAUUGGAUUACUGUCAUUCGAAGGGUAUCAUGCAUAGAGAUGUGAAACCGCAUAAUGUGAUGAUCGAUCAUGAAAAACGCAAGUUGAGGCUGAUAGAUUGGGGUUUAGCCGAGUUCUAUCAUCCAGGAACUGAGUAUAAUGUGCGCGUUGCUUCGAGAUAUUUCAAAGGUCCGGAGUUGUUGGUUGAUUUCCAAGAAUACGAUUAUUCCCUUGACAUGUGGAGUUUAGGCUGCAUGUUUGCUAGCAUGAUUUUUCGCAAAGAACCUUUUUUCCACGGACACGAUAAUUACGAUCAGUUGGUAAAAAUCGCUAAAGUGCUUGGCACCGAUGAACUCUUUGCAUACCUUGAUAAGUACGACAUAGAGCUAGAUGCUCAAUAUGAUGAUAUCUUGGGCAGAUAUCAACGAAAACCAUGGAAUAAAUUCAUCACUUCCGAAAAUCAAAAGUUUGUUACGAAAGAAGCAAUCGAUUUCCUCGAUAAAUUGUUGCGAUAUGAUCAUCAGGAACGAUUGACACCCGUAGAAGCCAUGGAGCAUCCUUAUUUCGACCCAGUAAAGCAACAGUCUCGAGCUGAGGGAAAUGGAACUCGCGCAUAA